UUCUAUAAAAAGUGACGUAAUAUUACUCUACAGGUCGUCACACUCCCAGUAAGAUGACCAUAUACUCUACCUGUCAGCUUGAACAAAUAGUAACCCUUACAGUCAAGUAUUAACUGGUUAUUAUAUUUAUUUUCUACCUUCUGCCUUAAACCAAUGCUUUUGCGUAUGGAAGAAAGUGCAAGAAGUGAGGAAGAUUCACAAUAGAGGAACAGAUAGACGGGAGGAAAUAUAGAAGACAAAAAGACAUUUAUCCGAGCCGUUUAUCAGCUGCUUCAACACGUGGUGAAACACAUAUUAUAACCUUACAACUGCAAUAUGGAGGUAGUAAAUAGUAAGGGGGCAGUGCUGAGCAACUGUGAAGUAUUUACACUGCUGCAAGACUUGUGCCAGCAAGGUAGCAAAGGCAGACGUAACCUUGCAAAGACUCAAACACACCUCGCCAACAUUGCUUAUGAUACUCUGAAAUAUUUGGAAAAAACUCCCUGUAGGAAUCAGACUCCAGAAAUUAUCCAAAGAUUCCUUCAAUCUGUGAAAGAAUUCAAGCUUACCAAAGCUGAGAAACUGCAGCUGAUUAACCUGCGACCAACAACACCAGUGGAAAUGCAGUUGAUAAUUGAAGAGAGUGAGGACAGGCUGACUGAGGAACAAGUAGAAGAACUUAUUUCACUGGUGGAACUGCACUUCUCAGACAAUAAUGCUGGUACACAUCAGAUGGUUAAUGGUGCACCUGGACAAUAGCGAAGGACCUAUCAAGACUCGCCUCCUUUUUGUAUUUCAGACUAAAUUUUAUUUAUGAAAAAGAUGUUUUACCGCAUGUGAUAUUAAUAUUUUUAAAACCAAAAUGAAAAGAAAUCUUGUCAUGCAGUGUGGGUACCAGAAUGGGAAUGCCGAGAAUACUUGACACUUUGGUUUAUGUAUUUAGCUGGAAGGUUUUACCCAAGAAACAACUAUACAGCUUCUAAUCACCCAGUAAAUUUUGCCAUCGACAGCUAAUUUUGUGACUACAGUACGGGAAGUUACAGUACAGUAUAACCGGUAUGCUUUUCAGCCCAAGAUUUCGGUUUCCAAUUUUACAUAAUUUUUUUGCAACCAUCACACCAUCGUAAAUUUUUUGUUCAACGAAGGUAGUUUUUACCUACAUUAUAAUGAGAGAAAUGUGACUAAUAAGCAAGUCUUCUGCAAUUAUAUGUAAACCUAGCAUUAGUGUACAAGAAAUAUGGAAUGUGCUGCAGUUAUUCCAUAUCUGUAAGGGCAUAAAAUAUGUAUUCACUGCUCUGUACACAAGGGUUACAUUGAAAUAUUUUAUUUGAGGUGUUAUGGUUUAUUGUAAUUUUUUAACAUUCCAAAACUUCGUUCUGUCAUUAGCUCAAUUAUACUCGUAUGCUAACAUAUAGGGCAUUGAAAAUCUGUAGCAAGAGUUAUGUCCAUAUAAGAACCAUAUCCUCCAACAGUUACUGGCUCAGAUUUUAAGUCAUGAAAUAAAACUUUGGAUCCAGUAGAAAACCUUUCAAGCUCAAAAAUAUAAAGGAUUAGUUUUUCUAACUUCCUAUGGUUAAUCUUUAUAUUUUAAAUCAAUGUAGAAAAACAGCAUAUUACGGUAAUCAGUUUUACUUUGGGUUUAUCAUGUGACUGCCUUUACAUGCCAAAUGGUGUGAAACAAGUUGUCAGCUAUUGCUAUUAUGAAAAUUAUGGUAAUUGUUAAAUAUAGCUAUGUUAUUCCUGCUUAUAACAUUAUUUUAUAAAAAAUAAAUUAUAUAAAUAAA
This is a messenger RNA of Homarus americanus (American lobster), 1763 nucleotides long. RefSeq names its product DNA-directed RNA polymerase III subunit RPC9-like. The transcript is spliced from 5 exons. Lineage: Eukaryota; Metazoa; Arthropoda; Malacostraca; Decapoda; Nephropidae. The record is from RefSeq and is a predicted model, not a curated record. Bases 316 to 738 code for a protein of 140 amino acids. Gene Ontology annotation, cellular component: RNA polymerase III complex. Gene Ontology annotation, biological process: transcription initiation at RNA polymerase III promoter. Gene Ontology annotation, molecular function: nucleotide binding.